Numida meleagris (helmeted guineafowl) is the source of this 1135-nucleotide messenger RNA. RefSeq names its product prostaglandin reductase 1 (gene PTGR1). The record is from RefSeq and is a predicted model, not a curated record. Gene Ontology annotation, cellular component: cytoplasm. NCBI's taxonomy places the organism in Eukaryota, Metazoa, Chordata, Aves, Galliformes, Numididae. Gene Ontology annotation, biological process: prostaglandin metabolic process. Gene Ontology annotation, molecular function: 2-alkenal reductase [NAD(P)H] activity; 15-oxoprostaglandin 13-reductase [NAD(P)+] activity.
GGGGAAAACACACGAAAGCCGGUCGUUUGUGCGUUGUUUGGAAAACGCUAGCGACAACGCGCUGCCAAGUUCUAGCCUGGAGCUUGGCAACUGCGGUUACUUUUUCUUUUCCACUGACAGGGUUGUUACUGACUGGGAAAAGACUUUUCUUACUUUCGCUAAAUCUUAUGUUAAACUUCUCGUUUUCCUCAAACCACUAGAUUUACCCCUCCCCCCACCCCAAGUGUCUUUGCUGCGGGAUACGCGUGUCCUGGCAGGGCUGACCUCCCACCCACCUAGCCUCGGCCGUGAUUGCGUGUCAGAGAUCAGUGGCUUCAGGAUGGUGACUGCCAAGGAGUGGGUACUGAAGAAGCAUUUUGAGGGUUUCCCCAAAAACAGCGAUUUUGAAAUGAAACAGGUGGUGCUGGCAAACCUAAAGGAUGGAGAACUGCUGCUUGAAUCCGUGUUUCUUAGUGUUGAUCCUUACAUGAGACCUUACAGUAAAAGGGACAUGAAGGAAGGGGAUGUAAUGAUAGGCACACAGGUUGCCAGGAUUGUGGAAAGCAAGAAUCCAGCUUUUGCAGUAGGGGCCUUUGUUGUGGCUAAUAGAGGCUGGAGAACUCAUUUCAUCUCUGAUGGAAAAGACCUGAAACUCCUUCCUUCAAGUUGGCCAGAAUCACUCCCCAAAUCUCUAGCACUUGGGACAGUUGGUAUGCCAGGCCUCACUGCUUAUUUUGGUCUGUUUGAAGUCUGCAAGAUGAAGCCGGGAGAGACAGUGCUGGUUAAUGCUGCAGCUGGUGCUGUGGGCUCGGUGGUGGGGCAGCUUGCUAAAAUAGGGGGUUGUAAAGUGGUGGGCUGUGCUGGCUCAGAUAACAAGGUUGCUUACCUGAAAAAAUUAGGCUUCGAUGAAGCCUUUAAUUACAAGACGGUCACGUCCUUGGAUGAAGCACUGCGUAAAGCCUCUCCUGAUGGCUAUGACUGUUUCUUUGACAAUGUGGGUGGAGAAUUUGCCAGUAUUGCUAUCAACCAGAUGAAGAAAUAUGGGAGGAUUGCAGUCUGUGGAGCCAUCUCUCAGUACAAUGACUCUGUGCCUCAGAAAGGACCUUAUAUUCAGAUGCCAAUGAUUUUCAAGGAACUUAGCAUGAAAGGAUUUAUU